CCGCUCGCGCCUGGAGCCGCGGAAGCGCUCCUGCAUCGAGCUGCACCCCGCAGGAGCGCGAGGCCGCCGCGGGUCUUCGCCGCGAGCAGCGCUGGUCUCCCCGCCCCUUGCUCCGGCAGAUAAUGCUCAGAGACGCUGCGGCGCGCACCUUAGCAAGCUAACUAGGCAGCUCGCUUGCCGCCCCAACUCCAGGGGCUAACUUUUGGAGAGCUUUGCCUGCCACUGCUUGGUCUGAAAGUAGCCACGGAGCAGAAACUCGUCCCCCUGCAGUCAGCGCCCUCUGCACCCAAGGAAGCGCGUCGCCCGGGUUCUUCCCGAACCCGGGCUCCGGGAUUGCAGUGGUGUGUGGCGGCUGCGCGAGGCCGGCCGUCUUGUGCCCAGCGCUCAGAGCGAACUUCACACUGGAGAGCCAAGAGGCGUGGAAGAGCCUGUCUUGGAGACUAUCGUGGGGAAAUCCUGAGGUCAUUCAUUAUGAAGUGUGCCGCCCCGGAGUGGCUCAGAGUAACCGCAGUGCUCCUUGUGGCUAGAGCAAUCCCAGCCAUGGUGGUUCCUAAUGCCACUUCGCUGGAAAAACUUUUGGAGAAGUACGUGGACGAGGAUGGUGAGUGGUGGACGGCCAAGCAAAGAGGAAAAAGGGCCAUCACUGACAAUGACAUGCAGAGUAUCCUGGACCUUCAUAAUAAAUUACGAAGUCAGGUGUAUCCAACAGCUUCUAAUAUGGAGUACAUGACAUGGGAUGUAGAACUGGAAAGAUCUGCAGAAUCCUGGGCUGAAGCUUGUUUGUGGGAACAUGGACCUGCAAGCCUGCUUCCAUCAAUUGGACAGAAUUUGGGAGCACACUGGGGAAGAUACAGGCCCCCAACGUUUCAUGUGCAAGCAUGGUAUGAUGAAGUGAGAGACUUUACCUACCCAUACGAGCAUGAAUGUAACCCGUAUUGUCCAUUCAGAUGUUCUGGUCCUGUCUGUACUCAUUAUACACAGGUGGUGUGGGCAACAAGUAGCAGAAUAGGUUGCGCCAUUAAUUUAUGCCACAACAUGAACAUCUGGGGACAGAUAUGGCCCAAAGCUAUCUACUUGGUAUGCAAUUACUCCCCAAAGGGAAACUGGUGGGGCCAUGCCCCUUACAAACAUGGACGACCCUGCUCUGCUUGCCCACCAAGUUUUGGAGGGGGCUGUAGAGAAAAUCUGUGCUACAAAGAAGGUUCAGACCAGUAUUACCCUCCCCAAGAAGAAGAAACAAAUGAAAUUGAAAGGCAGCAGGCACAGGUCCAGGAUACCCAUGUUCGGACAAGAACCGAUGAAAGUAACAGAAACGAAGUCAUAAGCACGCAGCAAAUGUCCCAAAUUGUUUCUUGUGAAGUAAGAUUAAGAGAUCAGUGCAAAGGAACAACUUGCAAUAGAUAUGAAUGUCCUGCUGGCUGUUUGGAUAGUAGAGCUAAAGUUAUUGGCAGUGUACAUUAUGAAAUGCAAUCCAGCAUCUGUAGAGCUGCAAUUCAUUAUGGUAUAAUAGACAAUGAUGGUGGUUGGGUAGAUAUUACUAGACAAGGAAGGAAACAUUAUUUCAUCAAAUCCAAUAGAAAUGGUAUUCAGUCGAUUGGCAAAUAUCAGUCGGCUAAUUCCUUCACAGUCUCUAAAGUAACAGUUCAGGCUGUCACGUGUGAAACAACUGUGGAACAGCUCUGUCCAUUUCAUAAGCCUGCUUCACAUUGCCCAAGAGUAUACUGUCCUCGUAACUGUAUGCAGGCAAAUCCACAUUAUGCUCGUGUAAUUGGAACCCGAGUUUAUUCUGAUCUGUCCAGUAUCUGCAGAGCAGCAGUACAUGCUGGGGUGGUUCGAAAUCACGGUGGUUACGUGGACGUUAUGCCUGUGGACAAAAGAAAGACAUACACUGCUUCUUUUCAGAAUGGAAUCUCCUCAGAAAGUUUACAGAAUCCUCCAGGAGGAAAGGCAUUCAGAGUAUUUGCCGUAGUGUGAAGUAAAACACUUGGAAGAGGCUAGUAAAGACUAUUCCAAUUGCCAUAUUUCUGAAGUUUGUAUAAAACUGUAACAUUACUGUACAGAAGAAAUCAACUAUUUUCAGCCCAAAAAAGUGCCAAAUGCAUAUAAAUCUUGAGGAAAAAAAAAGUCUGUAAAAUAGAACAUGGGACAUUACCUUCGAAGAAAGUAUUGACUAUGUAAUGGUUUUAGAAAUCCUGUGUUAAAUAUUGCUAUAUUUUCUUAGCAGUUAUUUCUACAGUUAAUUACAUAAUCGUGAUUGUUCUACAUUUCAUAUAGUAUAUGGUGCUUUGUAUAUGCCACUAAUAAAAUGAAUCUAAACGUUGAAUGUGAAUGGCCCUUGGAAAAUCAUCUAAUGUGUUUAAAAAUAAUCAACUCCCAAACUGAAAGAAACCAUAGUAUCCCAUUUUCCCCAGUCCAAUACUAUAUUACCUAUUCCAAAUAAUCUCAAAUUAUUUUCAAGUUAGUUUCUGUACAGUUUUUCUUUUCUCUUAAGUUUAGGCAUAUAGAAUAUUAAAUCCUGAUAUUGCACUUAUUUUGUGUACACUAAUCCCUUAAUAUCCAAAUGAACCUGUUAAAAUAGUCGAUUCCUUGGGGAUGGCCUUAAGAGUGAAAGGAAUAAAGUCAGAGUAGUGGUGUAAAAACAUUCUUAGUGAUCAUAUAGUGAAUAUAGAGAUAAUGCGGGCAGCCCGAGCUUUCUACGUAUUGUUAAAAUUGAGGUCACACAUUUUCUUUUGUAUCCUGGCUAAUACUCCUGCAGGCCAGGAAGUAUAAUAGCAGAAAGUUUAACAAAGAUGAACUAAUGUAUUGCAUCACCAUUGCCACUGAUUUUCUUAAUGGUAAAUGGACUUUUGUAUUAAUGUUAUCAUAUUAUGGUACAUAUAAUGGUGUUAUAUUUGUUUCCAUGAAAAAUGUAUUGUGCUUUGAGACCAAACAAAAUAUGUAAAUCAUUACUUUGGGUAAUUUUUUCUGCUGAUGAAUUUACUCUUUUCUCUUCCUAU
This is a messenger RNA of Choloepus didactylus (southern two-toed sloth), 2996 nucleotides long. It is a transcript of the gene CRISPLD1, whose product is annotated as cysteine rich secretory protein LCCL domain containing 1. The transcript is spliced from 15 exons. Gene Ontology annotation, cellular component: extracellular region. The record is from RefSeq and is a predicted model, not a curated record. NCBI's taxonomy places the organism in Eukaryota, Metazoa, Chordata, Mammalia, Pilosa, Megalonychidae. Bases 472 to 1974 code for a protein of 500 amino acids.